Messenger RNA from Ziziphus jujuba (common jujube), 2258 nucleotides. RefSeq names its product putative clathrin assembly protein At5g57200. Gene Ontology annotation, cellular component: clathrin-coated pit; clathrin-coated vesicle. Gene Ontology annotation, molecular function: SNARE binding; 1-phosphatidylinositol binding; phosphatidylinositol-4,5-bisphosphate binding. Gene Ontology annotation, biological process: vesicle budding from membrane; clathrin-dependent endocytosis; clathrin coat assembly. Lineage: Eukaryota; Viridiplantae; Streptophyta; Magnoliopsida; Rosales; Rhamnaceae. The transcript has 15 exons. Bases 297 to 2042 code for a protein of 581 amino acids. The record is from RefSeq and is a predicted model, not a curated record.
AACUACCCCUCUCUAAGCAUUUGGGUCCCUUUUGUUGCGCACAUUUUGGAGAGCAAGAGAGAAGAGAGAGAUAGAGAGAGAGAGUCGUUGGUUGUUUUUGUUAACGACACGGUUACAGAGAAGAAGAAGAAGAAGAAGAACAUCAUCGUCACCUUUUUCACCGUCUUCUUCUCUUUCUUUCUCUCUCUCGAAGAAAACGUUUUCUCUCUUUAAACUCGAUUACCAGAACAACAUUAAUAAUUCUGGGGGUUCGUUAAAAAUUCUUUCUUUCUCUUUUUUUUAUUUUUAUUUUUUUUAUGGAUAGCUUUAGAAAGGCCUAUGGAGCUCUCAAAGACUCCACCAUGGUUGGCCUUGCCAAGGUCAAUAGCGAGUAUAAGGAUUUGGAUAUUUCCAUUUUAAAGGCCACCAAUCACGUUGAAAGCCCUCCCAAAGAACGUCAUGUUCGAAGAAUUUUCUCUGCAACAUCGGUGGUACGUCCUCGGGCAGAUGUGGCAUACUGCAUUCACGCACUGGCCAAGAGAUUGUCCAAGACGAAGAGUUGGAUUGUUGCCAUAAAGACAUUGAUAGUCAUCCACAGGACAUUAAGAGAGGGUGAUCCUACGUUUAGAGAGGAGCUUUUAGCCUACUCAGUGCGGGGGUAUAUUCUCCAAAUAUCCAACUUUAAAGAUGACUCAAGCCCCCUUGCUUGGGACUGUUCUGCUUGGGUAAGGACCUACGCGCUCUUUCUGGAAGAAAGGCUUGAGUGUUUUAGAGUCUUGCAAUAUGACAUUGAGACAGAGCGUUUGACAAAAACUUCACCAGGAGCAUCCAAGGUACAUAGUAGAACAAGGAUGUUGGGUUGUGAUGAACUGUUGGAACAGCUACCUGCAUUGCAGCAGCUUCUUUACCGCCUUAUUGGGUGCCAGCCUGAAGGAGCAGCCUAUUGCACUUACCUAAUACAAUAUGCAUUGGCCCUGGUAUUAAAAGAGAGCUUUAAAAUAUAUUGUGCCAUCAAUGACGGAAUUAUAAAUCUUGUAGACAUGUUCUUUGAUAUGUCAAGACAUGAUGCCGUCAAAGCUCUCAACAUUUACAAAAGAGCUGGUCAGCAGGCUGAAUAUCUUGCCGAGUUUUAUGAAUACUGCAAGGGAUUGGACCUUGCUAGAAAUUUCCAGUUUCCUACAUUGAGACAGCCACCUCCAUCAUUUCUUGCAACAAUGGAAGAAUAUAUUAAAGAAGCACCUCGUACUGGUUCUGUUAACAAGAGAUUGGAGUACCAGGAGUCUGAUCAACAGCCUCAGAAAACUGAAGAACCCCAAGAAAAUGAAAAAGAAGUAGAACAAGUUGUUGAGGAAAAACCACCGGCAGAUACAGUGGAAGAACCAGAACCUAAGGAGGAGGAGGACGAGAAGGAAGAGAAGGUUGAACUUCCACCGUUGAUAUCAACUGAUGAAACUGAUCUGCUGGGUCUGAAUGAAGUAAAUCCAAAAGCUGCAGAAAUUGAGGAAAGCAAUGCUAUGGCUCUUGCUAUAGUUCCACCUGGUGGAAACAAUUCACAAUCUAGUAAUUUGAUGGACCUUAGUGGAUCUUCAGGCUGGGAGUUGGCAUUGGUUACCACACCAAGCAACAACACCGCUCAUGUGGGAGAAAGCAAAUUGGGUGGUGGAUUCAACAGGUUAUUACUUGAUAGCUUGUACGAGGAUGACGGUGCUAGAAGACGCUUACAAAUGCAGAAUGCAGGAUAUGGUAAUGGAUAUGAUGGAAUGAGCAUGCAAAAUCCAUUUGAUCAUCAGCGUCAACUAGACCCAUUCUCAAUGUCCAACAACAUAGCUCCCCCAACCAAUGUUCAAAUGGCAAUGAUGCAACAACAACAGGCUCAACAGUACCAACAGAACAUGAUGAUGAUGGUACCUCACCAAUACCCCCAAUAUCCACAGCAGCCUCAAUUUCCUCAACAACCUCAGUUUCCUCAACAACAGUUUCAAACUUCAGGAAAUCCAUUUGGAGAUCCUUUUACUUUUCCACAGAGUACAGCGCCACAACAGGGAAAUCAUUAUCUGAUGUAGAAGUUGUUUUGAAAUUUUACUCAGCUUAUUCAUUUAUUCUUUGGUGUAGAAGAGGGGCAUUCAAUUUGUUUAGAAGUUUGAUAAGCUAAUUCUUUUCGUCGACAAGUUGAUUUGUUUUUUCCUUGUAUAUUUGUUUCGGAGAACCAUAACUAAUAAAUGGAUGUAUCAUUUUGAUAAUAUUAAAUAAUAAUAAUAAUAAUGAAAAAUUGUCCAAUA